UUUGUUUGACGUUUUUAACCUAUUUCUUUCAAAAUGGCUCCCACCCGGAGUAUCAUCGGGUUUUUAAAUCCAAAAACCCUUACCGCGGUGUUUAGUAAUAAUAUUAACAAAACUACGUGUCGGUUCGUCCAUAAAUGUAUUAAAUGUGAAAAAUUUCUUGGAGGGCCUGCAAUUGCUAUUGCAUCAUUAGUGCAUAAUAAAUUCAAUUAUAACACGGGGACUACUAGACAUAGAUAUAUUCACACCACCAACUGUCUGGCUGCUCGCGUCGAUUACUACAAAGUUCUGGGAGUUUCAAAGAAUGCUUCCGCUAAAGAUGUGAAGAAGGCAUACUAUCAACUUGCGAAGAAAUAUCAUCCGGAUGCAAAUAAAUCUGAUCCCGAGGCCUCUAAAAAGUUCCAGGAAGUCUCUGAGGCUUAUGAGAUUCUCUCUGAUGAGAACAAGCGUAAGCAGUAUGACACCUUCGGCACAACAUCAGAGCAGAUGGGCAUGGGCGGUGCUCCGGGUGGGGCUGAUGGGUUCACCCACCAGUGGCAGUACAAGGCCACCAUAGACCCCGAGGAGCUGUUCAGGAAAAUAUUUGGAGACGCUGGUUUCAAGAGUGAAUCAUUUAGUGAUUUUGCUGAGAGUCAGUUUGGUUUUGGUGCUGCUCAGGAAGUCAUAGUAAAUCUCCGCUUCACGGAAGCGGCGCGUGGCGUGAACAAAGAUGUGAACGUGAACAUAGUUGACACGUGCCCAAAGUGUCAAGGAUCCCGCGCCGAGCCCGGUACUAAGGCCAUCAAGUGCACGUACUGCAAUGGUACAGGGAUGGAGACAUUCUCGCGAGGGCCAUUCGUGAUGCGGUCCACAUGUCGGCACUGUCAUGGUACCCGCAUGUUGAUCAAAUUCCCCUGCAUCGAGUGUGAAGGAAAAGGCCAAUCGGUACAACGCAAGAAAGUGACGGUGCCAGUGCCGGCGGGCGUGGAGGACGGGCAGACGGUGCGCAUGGCGGCCGGCAACUCGGAGAUAUUCGUCACCUUCAAGGUGGAGGCCUCUAAGUACUUCCGCCGCGACGGGCCCGACGUGCACUCCGACUGUACGAUUUCCGUAUGCCAAGCCUUAUUAGGCGGCACAGUCCGGAUACAGGGCCUCUAUGAAGACCAUACACUCCAGAUAUUGCCAGGCACGUCGUCGCACAAGCUGAUCAGGCUGUCGGGCAAAGGCAUGAAGCUAGUCAGCAAACACGGCUACGGAGACCACUACGUCCACAUCAAAAUAAAGGUCCCCGUAACUUUGAACGAGAAGCAAAAGGCGCUCAUCUACGCGUACGCCGAACUAGAAGAGGACACACCCGGCCAAAUCCUAGGUGUCUCGUAUGACAGAGAUGGCAAGAAGGUGUCCGUAGCAGACAACCAAAACCUCACGGAUGCCGUCAAAGAAGCCCUCAAAGACAAGAAGACCAAUGAAGCCGAAGCUCAGAAGGCAGAUGGCGCCACCGAAGCGACGGAAGAGCUUAAAGAAUCUAAAAGGAGUAAAGCGUAAUCGUAGACUUUUCGCGUAGGACUUUGAGAUCAAAGCUACGAUACAUAGGUCAGUGGAGAAUGCCAUGAAGGAAUUGCUUAAACUUAUUAUAAAAGAACCGAAGAACCCAUGCACAUACGUAAUACAGGAUUAUAUCUAGCACGUUAAUUAAAACUUAUUUGAAAUAUGAAAUAUAUUUAGAUAUGAAUUCACCACUCAAAGACUAUUGGAUCACUACUAAUUAGUAUGGCCUGAAUAUUAUGCCAGCAACAAAAAUAUUCAAGUCAUUUUUGGUAUUAUAGGGUUGUUGCAUAAACUAUUUUCCCACUUUGAAAUAAAACUAUUUUUUUUGUAAUAUGUAUUUAUUGAAACAAUUAAUCGACAAUAUAAUCCCCAGCAUUAUCUAGAACAUGUAACCAUCUGCUAGGCAAAAUUUCAAUACCCUUGGCCCAGAAUGAAAGUGGCUGAGAGGCAAAGAAGUUGGCAAGGUAAUGUUUUAGGUCGCCAGAAUUUUCGAAUUUAUUUUUACGAAGAUGCUGUUUCAAAGCCCGAAAAGAUGAUAGUCGGAAGGUGCUAGAUCAGGGCUAUAAGGCGGGUGAGGUAUUGUUGUCCAACCGAGCUCCUCUAGAAAUUUACAGGUUAUUUUCGCCUUAUGUGGUAGUGCAUUAUCAUGAAGUAAUGAUUGGCCAGUAUGAGGAAUGUCUUUUAGACUUGUGUCUCCUUCAUUAAAGCGCUGGAACCAAUUUCGUACUAUGCGAUCGGUAGUAGUGUUUGGGCCAAAAGCAGUGUUAAUCUUAUUUGCAGUUUCCCUAGAACUGGUUCCCAAUUUGUGUUCAUAUAAGUAAAUCGCUCGAAGAUGUUGUUGGUCCAUUUUUUCGAAUUUAACUAAAUCUCUGUAACAAGCCCGCUCAUAUAUACCCUACGUGAAAGAUUCGAGAACAUUCCACUACAUACUAGAUUUAGUCUAGAAUAAUCCCGAGAAUACUAAAAAUAUCAAGAAAAUUUAGAAAUGGAAAAAAAAUAUGCAACAACCCAAUAUAUAUAGCUACCUUUGUAUCGUAGCUAGUGUCUUGAGGCAUUGCCGUUGGGUCUAACACAGCUGACGUAAAAUAAAGACAUGGUUCUUUCUUACCGCACUUACUAAAUGAGUGAAUCUGAUUGUGAUUAUGUUCCCUCUUUCGACUUGUGACUUGAUAGUCAGUUGUGCUAGCCCUGCACACAAUAAUGCGCUGUAAGGCUUAGAAAAUAAAUCUAUAUUUGCUUCCUUAUAGCAGAAAUAAUUCCAAUAUUAACAUAUAUUAUAAAUUCCUACAAAUUGACUGACAUACGGAUUUAAAUGUUCAUUCUGGUUUAUUAUUAGUAUUCUGUUUGUUUAGAUUUGCGUCAUAUUUUCUUUUGAUUUUGUCUUACAUAAUUUCUGUAGGUACAGUUCUGUGAUACGUUAGAUAGCAAUAAAUUAGAAUUGGUUUCUUACAGCUUAGAGCAUAUUUUUGUUUGUAACUUCAUCGGUCUUAUUGAUUCCAAACAUAUGUUAAAGUGUCUCAUAUAUUGAAUGCUAUAGUGAAGGCUAUGGAAUAGUAAUCAAAGCUGUAAAUAGCAGUUGACUAGUUUGUAGGUUGGUAAUUAAAAUUACAAGAUAAUAA
Molecule: messenger RNA, 3143 nt
Organism: Cydia pomonella (codling moth)
Lineage: Eukaryota; Metazoa; Arthropoda; Insecta; Lepidoptera; Tortricidae
Gene: DnaJ-14
Product: protein tumorous imaginal discs, mitochondrial-like
Exons: 10
Coding region: 34-1521 (495 amino acids)
Biological process (GO): negative regulation of apoptotic process; response to heat; mitochondrion organization
Cellular component (GO): mitochondrion
Molecular function (GO): ATP binding; heat shock protein binding
Source: RefSeq, a predicted model, not a curated record